Terrapene triunguis (Three-toed box turtle) is the source of this 3975-nucleotide messenger RNA. It is a transcript of the gene CAST, whose product is annotated as calpastatin. The transcript is spliced from 31 exons. The record is from RefSeq and is a predicted model, not a curated record. Gene Ontology annotation, molecular function: calcium-dependent cysteine-type endopeptidase inhibitor activity. Gene Ontology annotation, cellular component: cytoplasm. Lineage: Eukaryota; Metazoa; Chordata; Testudines; Emydidae. The coding region runs from base 191 to 2611 and encodes 806 amino acids.
UUAGAGCAGCUGGUCCAGCAGCCGAGCUGCAGGAAGAGGAGGGACUUGCUGGGUUGCAGCCUAGAGUUGGCUCUGGCUGCCUCGGAAAAGCUGCUUCGCAGUUACAUGUAACCUGCCCCCCUCUCCCUGCCCGUUACAUCGCCCCGUAAACACUGCGCAGAGAGGCGCCGAGCGAGGAGCCGCCGCGGCCAUGUCUCAGCCACAUAAAGGGAAGAAGUCGUCCUCCUCCAAGCCUGCGGGCAAGGGGAGCAGAGCGCAUGGUGACAAGAAAAGUGGAGCAUCUUCUAAACCUGGAGAUAAAAAAGGAUCAGAAGUCACAGAGAAGAAACCUGCAAGUGCUAGUGCCAGUCAGCCUCCCAAAACACAUACAAGUGGAGCUGCCUCCACCAGUAAGACACAGCCCCCUUCUACUAUUGCAACAAAAGCAUCAGAUAUGAAGCCCACUGAAACAAAGGCUACUUCAAGCCAUAGCCAGACCAGUGGACAGCAGUCUCACAGCAGGAAGAGACACAAAGUUCAGAGCACACAAACUGCAAAAACAGAACCUGGAAAAGUAGCACAGUCACUAAAGCCAGCUGAUUCUCAAACUAAACAUCAGUCUGAAGAGAAGCAAAAGGAACCUGGUGGGGCAAAAAGCCCAUCCAAACCUUCUGUAGCGAAAAGUUCUAAAAAAACUAGUCCAGGAAAAGCGGCCACCGGUCAGACUGAAAAGUCAACGCAAGUAUCUUCAAUAGAAGAACCAAAGCCUAAAACUGAAAAUAAAUCACUAGCUAGUGGUGCAGCUGGUGCAGCUGCAGCUACAGUUGGUGCAGUGACUGCUGCUGGUUUGGUUGCGACAGCUGAUAAGCCAAGUGCUGAGACUAAAGAAAAUAAAUCAGCGGCUCCAUCUUCUGCUGUCGAAGCUGCACCUACUAAGCCACCUGAAAAAUUUGAUGUAGAUAAGGCCUUAGAUGACCUGAUAGAUACACUAGGAGGACCUGAAGAACAUGUCCCUCCCAGUCCAGUCUACACUGGUCCAGAAAUUACGGAUUCAUGUUCUUCUGCAUAUAUCGAAGAACUGGGUAAACGGGAGGGUUCUAUACCUCCAGGGUACAGAAAAUUAUUGGAGGGUAAAGGAGAUGACCAAGCUGUACCCCCAGAAAAAACAGAACCACCACCUCAGAAACCAAUGACAGAUGAUGAUAUUGCAGAUGCUUUGUCAUCUGAUUUUACCUGCAGUACUUCUACUCCUGGAGAGGAGAAGACAACUCUUAAAGAGAAGCCAACAGCAGAAGGAGAAAUUGUACAAGCACAGUCAACAAGUUCAGUCAGGAGUUCAGCUCCUCCUAAGGAGAAGAAACCAAAACUGGAAGAGGCAGCAAUAAGUGAUGAUGCACUAGAUGCCCUUGCUGAUACUCUUGGUGCACCAGAACCUGAACCGAAAGAAGACCUUCGUUCCAUUGUAGAAGUCUCAGAGGCAAAAGCUAAAGAGAAAAAAAUAAACAAGGCUGGUGAACGUGAUGAUACAAUCCCUCCAGAAUACAGAUUGAAACCAGCAAUGGAUAAAGAUGGAAAACCAUUAUUGCCAAAACCUGAAGAAAAGCCUAAGCCUGUAAGUGAAUCUGAUCUUAUUGAUGAAUUUUCAAAAGACUUUGUCUGUCCUGUGCCACCUGCAGCCCAAUCUAAACCAUCUAAACCCACCGACACAUCUAAAAAACCUGCAGUUACUGCACCUGCAAAGGCUCCUGCAGAGGAAGUUGUCUCCUCUUCUGCAGUUUCUACUGUGCAAUCAUCAGCUCCAUCAACUACUACUUCAGCUGGACAUGUGUCAGAUGAGGCAGUGGAAGCCUUGUGUGGUAGUCUAGGAAAGAGAGAGCCUGACCCAGAAGAAAACAAAUCUGCUGUGGAUAAAGUGAAGGAGAAAGCCAAACAAGAAGAACGAGAAAAACUGGGUGAAGAUGAAGAAACUAUCCCUCCUGAAUACAGGUUAAUAGAAGCAAAGGAUAAAGAUGGAAAACCACUCUUGCCAAAAUCUAAAGAAAAACCCCAGCCCAUGAAUGAAAGUGAUCUCUUGGAUGCUUUGUCAGAGGGAUUUGCCAGUUCUCCAGCAACAUUACCGUCUGCACCACUAGCUACACCUAACAAAUCCACAGCUGUUAAAUCUUCUCCAGCUGCCUCUGAAGAAGUUGUCUCCUCCGCUACAGCUUCUGCAGUGCACUCAGCAGCUCCUCCAGCUGCUACCCCAGGUGGGAAAGAGCAAGACAAUGCCCUAGACCUCCUGGCUGGUUCACUGGGACAAAGAGAACCUGAUCCUGAUGAAAACAAACCAGUUGUGGAUAAAGUAAAGGGUAAACCAGUAAAGCCAACAGCAAAAGAGGAUGUGAAACCCAAAGAACCAAAGAAGCCUACAGAUGAUUCUGCAGCUAUUGAUGCUCUAUCAGGGGACUUUGAUAAUUGUGCAAAAACUCCUCCCACACCACAACACUCAAAGGUGUCAGGAUUAGAGGACAAAAGUGGAAAGGAAGCUGCCACCACGAAACCAGCCACAAAGGACGGUGGAAAACCUGAAGAUCCUAAAACGGCAAAGGAGCAGUCCUCCAGUGCAAAACCUGAGAGCCAAAAAACAAGUUAAACUUUAAUAUUACAGUAUUGGGUGAUCGGCACAUAGUGUAAAAAGUCUUCAUUCUGCUGGUGGACAGUUAUUCCCAAAGAACAAAAGCUAAUGCAAGAGUGUGAGGUUAUUCUGGGUGGUUUUUGUACAGUGUUAUUUGCUGGAGGUUUUUCAUAUCAUUUUUCCAGGAAUGAAUUGGGGUGUUUUUUUUCUAACCAUUCAUGUUAUUGUAUUGAUACAUUUUGAAACUUUUUUUGUAAUUUCUUCAGUUCUGAGUGGGAAAGGAUGCUUUAUAUUUGUAAGAAGUCUAUUUCAUAAGAACUUAAUAGCAAUUCCAGAAACAGCCUGCAAACUUUUGCACAUAAUCUCCACAUAGUGCCUGUAAAUGUCAGUAGAGUUCUCUAGGUAUGAGCUAGCAUUUUUAACAUUGCAAAGAAUGCAUUAAGCAUUCUAAGAAUGUAAUGAGUUUUGGUUAACCUUGGCCUUUGUAGGCUGACUGUAUAAGGUAUUUCUUUGGGUGAAUUAUUGGUGAGAAAUCAUAGGUCAAUCACAGAUAUUUACAGGAUAGCAAAUUAAUAGAUGUAUCAUCUCAUCUGGACUCCUAAUAAUAAAAUGUCAAAAGUCUGGACAGUGCCUUUGUUACAGUGUAAAAAAGAGUCUCCCUCUCUCAAAUUAUGUCACCACAACUGUACUCUUAUCCUCUUUGUGCCAGGAGUUUCCUGACUACAGAUGCUAAUGCGAGUCACCUGCAUUCCUGGCCAUAUCAUACUGCAAGAGAGGGAAAGGGGGCCCCUGAAACUUAGCAAGAGUCAAAUGAAUGGGAGCUCCAAGUCAAGAGAAAGGGUGGCACUUUUGCAAUAAUACCAAGUCUCUGCCUCUCCACCCUCUAUUGAGACUCCCAAAAUGGGUGCAAGAGCAGAAGUUAAUGCUUAUAAGGAAUGGUAUUAACUUCUAUGAACUAUAUUUACAUGGUCCCCAGGGAAACAGCUGGCAAAGAGCAGCCAUUCCCUGGCAACCACAUUGCAACGCCGAAGAUGAGGCUAUUCUUUGAGCUGUUGUAGAUGUGCUACUUCCCCCAAUUUCUGUGGGUUUUUCCCUUCUUUGUGCCCCACAGCAAAGGGAAGCUUAGUGCUAUAAGUGCAAGAUUCUGGUGUCCUUACUCACAAUGAGUAACACUAUAAAUAAUCUCAUUGACUUCGAGGAACUACUCAGUGUGAGGUAAUGGUAGAUGAAAUAUUAGCCAGGGUCUCAAAAUCUGGUCCUAUCUAUCUCGUGUUCCAGACAACCAUUUUCCAGAGAGCUAAUAUGGAGGAUAAUCAGAAUUAUGACAACCUGACAGUCUGUAUUGAGAGCCUGUGUCACACUAAUAAAGUUUUUAGAAUGUA